GACCCGCCUCCAGCGCCCCUGAGGACGCUGUGCCUCUUGGGAAAUGAAGUCUUUUAUUUAUUUUUUUAUUUUUCAAAGAGCUUACCGCUCACCUGAAUACAGGCCCUCUAAUCUGGAGAAUCCAGGUGUUUGGAAACCAAGAACCUGUAUGUGGAGCCGGAGUUUCAGGGUGGGACCCUCGUGAUGUGGAGCGAGGCAUCGGGGAUCUCAGUGGACCGCACACUGCAAAUCUCGCAGUCCUGGGGCUCAGCGUCCACAGCCACUACCUACCUAGGGUGGGCCUGAUUUGGAGCAGAGAGGAUGUGGGGGCUCCUCGCGUCCCGGCUGCGGGAGGUGGGGACAUACUGAAGGAAGAGUGUUGAUGAGGGUGUCUAGGGUUCAGAGGUCAGAGAUCAGGCUUGCGAGGAGUUGGGGAGGGGGCGUCGAAAGUCGAAGAGGUCAACGACGGACAACUGAGGGGAGGUAUUUACGGGUGAGGGGCUUGCGGGAGGGGACAUGUAGCCAGCUUGGCAGCCGUCUUAGGGUACGGACUGUGCCCCCAAGCUCGGUACGCAGCAGCGAGAAGAGGGGGACUGAUGUAGUCUCUCGAGAGCGGGGAGACUGAAGAGAGACGUGAAAAGGAUUCCCGAACAUCUGUCUGUUCCUUGGGCUCGGCCCUCGCUGUUGGUCACUUAGCCGGGCUUUCCACAGUUGUGACCCUGGUCGUGGCAUCCUAGGCGAUGGCUUCUCCCUCUAGACAGCCUCCACUCGGCGGGUCAGGGCUGCUGCAUGGGAGCCGUACUCGUUCUUAUGGGAGCCUGGUACAGUCAUCCUGCUCCCCAGUGAGGGAAAGACGCCUGGAGCACCAGUUGGAGCCUGGAGACACCCUGGCUGGACUAGCACUCAGAUACGGGGUGACGAUGGAACAGAUUAAGCGUACAAACCGCCUUUAUACUAACGACUCCAUCUUCCUGAAGAAAACUCUGUACAUCCCCAUCCUGACAGAGCCCAGAGACCUAUUUAAUGGUUUGGAUUCUGAGGAGGAAAAUGACGGAGAGGAAGAGGGACAACCAAGAAAGGAUGGAGUUGGCUCACAUUCAGUGAGGAGGAAUCAAGAGUCAGGUUCAGGCAAUGGCGAAACCCUCCCACCUCACCAGGAAACCUCUACACCCGUCCAUGACCUUUCCGCCUCUGAUUUCCUUAAGAAGCUGGACUCGCAGAUCAGCCUGUCAAAGAAGGCUGCUGCCCAGAAGCUGAAGAAGGGGGGAAGUGGGGUACCUGAGGAGGGUGUGGGUCUCCACCUCAGCUCCCCUAGGAUGCAGCAGCGAGCAGUCCUUGGUCCUGUGCCACUGACCCGGACCUCUCGGACCCAGACAUUGCGGGAUCAGGAAGAUGAAAUCUUCAAACUCUGACGUCUCCAGAGCUGACGAGAGAACAUGGUGUUGAAGGAAGCUGAGUGGGAGAGGAGUCUGAGGAGAGGAGUCUGAGGAGAGGCUCAAAAGCAGAGCUUCCCUCCCAGCCUGCCUCACUCCUCUCCGGCCAGCUUGCCCAGCCUCUUUGUCAAGAUUUCCUCAGCUGAGGACACUUUUGGCGAGAGUAGGGGAUGGGAACGGAACUUUCCCAGUUCUUGGGCUGAAUCUAGAGCUCUCCUUCCGAUUCGAAGCUCUUUUCUGCCCUGGCUGUCCCUGUCACCGUUUCCUGGGUUAGGGCAGGGAAGCAGAGAACUCCCACCCCCAUCUCUAGUGAUGCUCCCUAAUUUAUUUGGUGCUAUAUUGAAGUAAUAUUUAUUUGCUAUAUCUAACUCCUUCCUCCUCUGAACUGGAAAAAUGUGAUUUCUGUAUCACUGAAGAGAGGGAAGCCCAGAGCAGUGUAGUGAGGCUGGCUGCUCACCUUCCCCACUUCCUUAGCCGAGCAUGUUUCUGAGGCCGGGAGAGGCAGUGGAAGUCGCCACAGAGAGAGGUGGGCUGCGAGAGGCCUUUCCCCACUCAAGGUAAAGGAAAGGGUCCUACCUGCCCAAUUCCUCGGAACCCUGUCCAGCUCUUGGCUCUGAGAAGAGCAGUGGGGUAGGGUGCUGACUGAGCUCCCCAGCCCACCACGGCCCUCUUCUUCCCGCUCCCCUGCUUGUGGUGGGGCUAAGGGGCGGAAGCCUUGGGGUUCAGGGGAGGCAGCUACCGAACACAGCCCAGCCUGCCUAUGCCUUGUCCUCACUUGGUGUCCAUCUGUGAUCUGCAGCCCCGGUCUGCCAUACAGUUUGCCUUUGGUUCCUUAAGCUGAAGAAACAGGCAUGGCAGCUCAGUGGUCCUGGAGUCGGCCUGGCUCCUGUUCAGGAACAGGGAACGGCGAGAUGAGUGUUGUCUCUCCACCUGCCCUCUAUGUCAAGCCUGAGGUCGGAGCUGGAGAGAUUAAACAGUGAGCCCUGUG
This is a messenger RNA of Onychomys torridus (southern grasshopper mouse), 2400 nucleotides long. RefSeq names its product LysM domain containing 1 (gene Lysmd1). Bases 720 to 1391 code for a protein of 223 amino acids. The record is from RefSeq and is a predicted model, not a curated record. The transcript has 3 exons. Lineage: Eukaryota; Metazoa; Chordata; Mammalia; Rodentia; Cricetidae.